Molecule: messenger RNA, 4263 nt
Organism: Artibeus jamaicensis (Jamaican fruit-eating bat)
Lineage: Eukaryota; Metazoa; Chordata; Mammalia; Chiroptera; Phyllostomidae
Gene: IQCN
Product: IQ motif containing N
Exons: 3
Coding region: 1-4263 (1420 amino acids)
Molecular function (GO): protein binding
Source: RefSeq, a predicted model, not a curated record
AUGCAGCAAGCAACACAGUUACAGUUGUUACCCAGUGGACAGAGCUCCUUCCAGCCCCAGCACACCCCCAAUUUUCAAGGCAGAGUGGGGACACUGUGUUUACAACCCCAUUGUGAGCAGCCUGCAUCCAGGGAGACCCCCCUGCAACAGCCAGAUAAGGGUAAGAUGGUGCCUCGCUCCAUUCCACGCCUCCGGGCCGUUGUUGAGAGCCAGGCCUUCAAGAACGUCCUGGUGGAUGAGAUGGACCUGAUGCUGUCUCAUGCAGCCACCCUCAUCCAAGCCAACUGGAGGGGCUACCGGCUCCGGCAGAAGCUGAUUUCCCAGAUGUUGGCAGCUAAAGCCAUCCAGGAGGCCUGGCGACGCUUGUAUACCAGGCGCCUCCUCCGGUCUGGCAAGGAGAUGGAGAAAAAAGUGAGCAUGGAUGAGGGGGACAUCCCUUACCAUCCCCCCCAGCAGGUGCGGUUCCAGUCUGCAGAAGAGAGCAAGCUCCUCCCUGCCCCACCUGUCACAGUGAGUAGGGAGACCCAGUCCCCUUCUGCUAACGUCUCAGCUGCCACUACCCACCAGCUGGCCCUGGGGCAGCCUCCAGGCAUUCCACAGCCGGGCGUGCAGGCUCCAUGUACCACUGGAGGCCCCAGCGGCACUUUCCCGCCACAACAGACUGUCUCCAUGAGACUUCCAUGUCCAGCAAGUCCAGAUGCAAAGAGCCACCCAUGCCUGCUAACCAGAACUAUCAGAAAUACCAGUCUCAUCCACACAGAAGGUAACACAGUGAAAACCAAGCAAGUGAUUACCAGAGCCAACAAGGAAGGAGCCCUGGCGCCACUGCCAUGUGGAAGGUGUGCCCAGGAACUUCACAGAGCCCUCCAGACCCAGACCCAGGGCCCUGUAGAAGCAGAGGUCCUUAAAGCCCCACCCCAGACAGGCCAAGCAUCUGUGAUGACCAAGACCCCACUCCAGCAGUUCCCGGUGACCACCAUAACCACAACUAAGAUCCCACCCCAGAUGUGCCCAGCAACUGCAGUGACCAAGACCCCACUCCAGUCGUGUUUGGCGUCCAUGAUGAACAAAACCGUACCCCAGCCUUGCCCAGCACCCACAGUAACAAUAACCAAGACCACACCCCAGGUAGACUCAGCAGCCCCAGUGGCCAAGGCCCCGUUCCAGUCAUGCCUGGCAGCAAUCUUGAGCAAGAACUCAACCCAGCCAUGCCCGGUACCCUCAAUAAUGAUAACAAAGACCACACCCCAGCCGUGCUUGGCGGCUUCAGUGACCAAGACUCCAGAUCAGAUGCAACCAACAGCCUCGAUGACCAACACUGCACCCCAGACACAACCAGCUGCCAUGUUGGCCAAAAUCUCCCCCCAGAUAUGCCUGUUGACUUCAGUGAUCAAGCCUCCGACUCAGACAAGCCCAGUGCCCAUGAUGGCCAAGACCCAGCCUCAGACAUGCCAGGUCCCUGUAAUGCCCAAGACCCCACCCCGAACAUGCCAGGUGCCCAUGAUGGCCAAGACCCGGCCCCAGACAUGCCCAGCAGCCACCAUGGCUAAGACUCCACUGCAGACAUGUCCAGUGGCUGCGAUGGCCAAAACCCCAUCUCAGACGCUCCCAGGGUCCUCCAUGACCAAGAUCCCUCCCCAGACGCGUCUGGCAGCCAUGAUCACCAAGACACCAGCCCAGUUACGCUCAAUGGCCACCAUUCUCAGGACGCUGUGCCAGCCCCCUUCUGCAGCUGGAAAUCUGAAGGCUUCACCUCCAGCAGCCGUGGCAGCUGCUAUUCCUAACACCUCAUCACAUACAUGUCUGAAUAGACCAAAGGCCAAGGCUGUGGUGACUGGGAGACAGACGGUGGGCAUGGUCAAAGUCUCGUCCCAUUCACACUUGACUGAGGGAAAAGUGAAAUACUGCCCCCCACCACAUCUGGGGGCUGGGACUCCCAAGGCUCUGGCUAGGCCUUCUUUGGAAGGCGAGAAAAUCAAGACCUUCUCCCAGAAACAGGUGAAAACAGCAACUAUGUAUAACACCAGUGUGGCCAAGGACAGGAGCAAGGUCUUAUCACAGGCACAGCUGAAGAAAGAUGUUGUGAAGGUUCAGUCCAAGGUGUACAUGCCUGUAGAAAUGAAUGUGGUUCUACCCCAGGCACAGCUGGGCACCAAUCCAGCUAAGGCCCUGCCGCAGGCACAGAUGGCCACCUGUUCAAGCCCAGCUUCAUCCCGUGGACAUCUGUUUGCCAAGCUGUCUGUAGCCCUGCCCCAGGCAAAUCUGGGCAUGUGUCUGUCCAAGCCCCUACCCCAGGCACAUCCACCUGCCAAGCUAAGCAAAGCCCCGACCCUUGCCCAUCAUGGCACGUGUCCAACCAAGACACAGUCCCGGAUGCAUCUGACCACAGGAGUGAUAAAGGUCCAGUCUCAAGCAGAUCUGCCAACCAGGCUGACCAAGGCCCAGCCCCAAGUGCCACUGGUCCCAGAAACAGCCAAGUGCCCCCACACUGCCCAUCAGGCCCCUGAAGAAGGCAAGACUCAGUCCCAGCCACCCCUGGCUGGGUUCAAAACUUUAGCCCAGCCCUGCCAACGGGCUGGCCCUCUUGGCACUUUGUCUCGAGCCAAGCCAGAGGACAGACUGACGCAGCUUCCGGCUCACGGCUAUGCCCAGGGUAAAGCCCCCAAGGGCCCACACCAGGAGGCCUCUGAGACCCAGAGCAUGCUGGUGCCGCUGCUGGCAUCCACUGGACACCUCACGUGCAAUGCUGAAUCCCGCAGUGACAGCGGGACCACCUGGGCCCAGCCACCAACCACCAGCCCAGCUGUACCCUGUCAGGAGGAGCUGGUGGCCUCCCAGCUUGCCUCACUGUGUGCUGAGCUGGCCGCUGUGCUGGGCUCUCAGGAGGACCUCCGCGAUAUGCUGGCAAAAGCUCUCUCCCAGGGGGAAGUGAGAGCGGCACUGAACCAGGCCCUGUCCAAGGAAGUCUUGGGCACUAUGAUGGCCAAGGUCCUGCCCCAAGGCAUGCUGGGCACAGCACUGGUGAAGGCGCUGUCCUGGGGCGAGCUGGGCGCUACACUGUCCCGUGCCCUGUCCCAGGGUGAGCUGCGGGCAGAACUCACUAAGGCUAUGCAGGGCAAACUGGGGGAUAUGCUCAACAAGGCCCUGACAGAAGAAGAGUGGGCCACCCUGAACCAGGCCCUGUGUCAGGGUGAGCUGGGUGCCAUCCUGAGCCAGUCCUUGUCUCAGGCGGCCCUGAGGAGUGGACUCAUCCUUCCUAAGGCUGCCUCGAAAACAUUGGAAAGUGGGAUGAUGGUGACGCCAGCCCCAGUGGAGGUGACCUACAGGGGGAGCCCAUCAGCUGCGUGGGGGCCCACCCUGGGCCGUGUGAGACCACAGACCAGCAAGGGCCCCGUGGAUGCCAACGUGGCUGGUGGCCAAGAGUGGAAGCGAGCCUGGGCACGAGCCAAGUGCACUGUGCCAGGGGACGCCGUGGGCAGCCGGGCAGCGGUGGAUCUAAGACGGCUGGGCGAGCUAGUAGCGUCGGUGCAUACUGUGGAGAAGAUAAUAGUGCAAGCCGUGAUCACUAUACAGGCAUGUGCACGUGGCUACCUGGUGCGUCGUACCAUCAGAGUGUGGCACCAGUGGGCUGUCGUCAUCCAGGCUGCCUGGCGUGGCCACUGCACGCGGCGGAACUUGGCCCAGCUCUGCAGAGCUGCCACAGUCAUUCAGGCCACAUGGCGAGGCUACUUCACCCGACGGAGACGAGCCCAGCAAAUGCUGCUCCCUGCCAUGUGGGCUUGCAUGGGCGACAGGGUCCAGUUGAUCUCCAACCACCGCUGCUUCCAGUCGUGCCAGCCAAAGGCCUGCACCCUCUGCCAGUCGCUGAGUCCCCAGCUGGGGAGGCUGCCCAGUGCAGUGAUGCUUGUGGGUUCCAGCCCUCGCACAUGCCACACGUGUGGGCAAACACUGCCCACGCGGGUGGUACAGGGCAUGGGCCAGGGCAGUACAGGCCAGGCUGGCAUGCCAUGGAGCUGCGGCACCCAGCUGAUUCCCCAGAGCCCUCAGCGGCAGCUCCUUGGCCAGAAUAAGGCAGCCAUCAUCAUCCAGUCCGCCUGGAGGGGCUUCAUUGUGCGUCGCUGGCUAAGGCAGCAGCAAGUUGCAGCCAAGAUGCUCCAAGCCACCUGGCGCGGCCACUAUACCCGGGCUUCCCUCACCACGGAUGCACUCUUGGGACCAGUGGCGUGGGACAGCCCACAGAACAUGCAAUGGCCAGGAGUCUAG